AUGGCUAUUAAAAAGUCAAUAAAUGAUUUAAAAGAUUUAUUUUCAAAGUAUAGAAAGAAAAAUUGCUUAACAGAUAAAACUGUGUAUGAUGAGGAACCUCAUAAUAAAGAUAUCCAAAAUGAAAUUAAAAACGAAAACGUAUUUAAAAAUCAGGAAAAGGAAGUUCAGCUUAAAACAUCAAUAGCACGAUAUAAUUUUGAUUCUCCCAACACGUAUAGUAAUUUCCAAUUAAAUUCUUAUGUAGGCGAGGACAUGAAGCGUUCAGGUCAAACUGUUAAAGAUAAUUCCUAUAUUGGAACUAAAUUCGAUGAUAGUAAGUCAACCAGGAGAUUUGCACAUAAUAUAUUUAACCAAAAUAUACUAUCGGACGAAUUAAAAACAAUUAUAGAUCACAAAUCACAAACAAAAUCCGAAAAAUUUGACCAACCAAAAGAUCCUAAUAUAAUUAUCAACUCAGAUGGCAAAUACGUACAAAUGAAUAACUAUAACGAAAUAUCCUACGAUUAUGAUGACGAUGGUGAAAAUAGAUCAAGUUCCAGAGAACUAGAAAAAUUAAACAAUAAUAUCGCAAAUCAAUUGAGAGACCCGACAAAAGGAUUGGGUAUUUCCAAAAUGACAAAGUCUCAUAUGAUGAUUAUGAAACAUCCACGUGUAUGCUACGCAUGCAGUAGUAUCAAUGAUUUCUCAUGCUGGACUCCUAAUAGAUUAACAUCAGUGAAGUACUGUCAUGAAGAUCAUACUUCAUGCUUAACAAAAAUGUAUAAGGAUAAAGACGUAAGAUACAUUACACGCGACUGUGGCAGCGCCUGCGUACCCUCAACAAGACACGAAUUCAAACUAAAAUACGACUUUUGCACCAUCUGUCACGCUGAUUUAUGUGCAUUGGCACAUUCACUAUUAUCAGUUGCUGCUUGGGUAGAAUAUAACAUAGAGUGGGUGCCUGCCAUAGAUAAUACACCUAUACUAGCUAGUGCCUGCCGAGCCGAGCGCGUGGAUAAUACCGUCAGUCCGUCACCACUAAGUGAAGUAAUAUAA
Messenger RNA from Vanessa atalanta (red admiral), 1035 nucleotides. RefSeq lists its product as uncharacterized. The transcript is spliced from 3 exons. The record is from RefSeq and is a predicted model, not a curated record. Lineage: Eukaryota; Metazoa; Arthropoda; Insecta; Lepidoptera; Nymphalidae. Bases 1 to 1035 code for a protein of 344 amino acids.